This is a messenger RNA of Labrus mixtus (cuckoo wrasse), 2205 nucleotides long. RefSeq names its product tetraspanin 13b (gene tspan13b). The transcript is spliced from 6 exons. Gene Ontology annotation, cellular component: membrane. NCBI's taxonomy places the organism in Eukaryota, Metazoa, Chordata, Actinopteri, Labriformes, Labridae. The record is from RefSeq and is a predicted model, not a curated record. Bases 132 to 743 code for a protein of 203 amino acids.
CCUCGUGCUUGUGUCAGCUUCCAGCUCACACAGAAGACCAACGAUCAGCUGAUCGAGUCUCCGAGGAUUUCAUGGUCAGAAACAAAUAUUUAAUUUUUUAUCGAUUAGAUUUUUAUUGAUUUUUUUUAAAGAUGGGUGCUGCCGGAUUCACGUGCUCCAAAACCUGUCUGUGCGCGCUCAACAUCCUGUAUGUGAUGGUGAGUCUGCUCCUGGUCGGCAUCGCGGUCUGGGGCAUGUGGUUCGGUCUGGUCUCCAGCUUCCAGGUGGUCGGUGGGGUUGUAGGGGUCGGGGUGUUCCUCUUCCUCGUGGCUGUGGCCGGACUCAUAGGGGCGAUGAAGCACCACCAGGUCCUCCUCUUCUUCUACAUGAUCGUCCUCUUCAUGGUCUUCAUCGUUCAGUUUUCUGUCUCCAGCGCCUGUUUGGCCGUCAACAGAGAACAGCAGGAGGAGCUGUUGGAGGUCGGCUGGAAUAACUCUCAGAGCACUCAGAGAGACGUGGAGAAGAGUUUAAACUGCUGUGGAUUCAGAGAGGUGGACAACAACCACACCUGUGAAGCUGUGUGUUUUCCGAACCAUGCGUGUGUGCCGUGUGCAGAGAAGAUCCAGGAGCAUGCAGGAGAGGCUCUGCGGUUUGCGGGGGGCAUCGGCCUCUUCUUCAGCUUCACAGAGGUCGUGGGGGUGUGGCUGGCUUAUCAUUACAGGAACCAGAAGGACCCUCGAGCCAAUCCCAGCGCCUUCCUGUGACCCCCCCUCAUACUGACCUCCCCACAACGGACCAGACACACCUGUGUGUGUGUCCACUGAUGCUACUGAUGCUGCUGGUUUAAUAUGAGUGUGCGUGUGUGUGUGUGUGUGUGUGUGUGUGUGUGUGUGUGUGUGUGUGUGUGUGUGUGUGUGUGUGUGUGUGUGUGUGUGUGUGUGUGUGUGUGUGUGUGUGUGUGUGUGUGUGUGCGUGCGUGCGUGCGUGCGUGCGUGAUCAAUAACACUCUGACACUCUCCUAAGUGUGUGUCAGCGUGCACAGGUGUGACACACACACACACACAGACACACAUAACAUUAACAAUAUCACUGACACACACUCAGCACAUGUUUUAUAUAUGUUUUUUAACUUAUUAAUAUGAGGUCACCCACGGCUUUCAGAGGAUGAUCCACCCAUGUAUAAAGUGUGUGUGUGUGUGUGUGUGUGUGUGUGUGUGUGUGCGUGCGUGCGUGCGUGCGUGCGUGCGCGUUAAGGAUUUUGUGGAGGAAACAGUGAUGUCUGAUCAUCAUAAUCCUCAUCAGUAAUGUUGUAAAUAUGAACGCUCUUAUUGUGAAAAGCUCUUAUGAAACAUCAAUAAUAAUCUAAAUCUCUCUCAUGACGAUGAUUAAGGGAACAAAGCUCAAUCAUCUGCUCGAACUAAUAAAGUUUAUUCACACACACUGAUUUAACGUGAUUACUUCACUGUUUAGAAACAUUCCACAGGUGUGGCUCAAUAGGAGAAAUAUGUAACUCUGACCCCUAGUGUUUAAAAUGGGUACUGCAGUCUAAAUUCUAAACAUUGUAGAGAGCUGUCUCCCCCCGCCCCUUCAUCUCUAGAGUGGAUGCUCUCUCAGGUCGCCAUGUGGUGGACACUGAAGCUUCAGUGUUUAGCCAGCUCUGCAUCGGUCUGUAAACCUUUCUGUGUUCUAACCUCUCUCCAUUUUUCAAAAAGCAUCUCCAAUAUUGAUCCUAGUUUGAACAUGUUUCUGCUCGUGGAGCUUAUUAGAAACAUGCAGAGGCUUUUUAGGUCGGGUACAAUCACUUCUAUCUGACCAUUGGCCAAAUGAGCGUCAGCGACAAAAUCAGCUUGAUGCUAUUGUUUCCUAUUUUAAUGUCUUAACUGCCCGCGAGCGACGCAGCACGCCGUUCAUACCCGACCCUCCUGUAUUCUAUUUUACUCUCUGUCGCUAACGUAGGACGAGGAAGGAGGGAGGCUCUAAAAGGCCCUGGCACUCACUUCUCUCCCUCAGCAGAGCUCGUUAGCUUGUAUUACAAAGUGGAGAUAACGGAGCGUUAAUAAUAUCCGUAUCCAUGGUUGAAAUGUUGAGCUUUGACUUGUGUCAACACCGGAGAAAAAAAGUUUCAAGCUCAUCGCGAGCCGUUUAUUAACAAGCCCUGUUUGAGUGUUGUGAUUUGAGUCACCAGCUCGUCAAGACGCCUCACUUCCUUUUAUCCACCUCCAACAC